GUAUUAUCAAAAACUACUGAAGUCCUCGUUCUGGACCAACAUGCAAUCCUCUGAGGGGGAAAUCUCAUUCGCAAUUCCGGGCGUAAAAGAGCAGUGCUUCACAUGGUACAAGACAGUCGGCGACAUUAAAAGGGCAACGCCUUUAAUCUUUUUACACGGUGGACCCGGAGCUGGCCACGAGGAUCAUUUUCACCUUGCCGAAACACUCGAGUCAGGCAAUAUACCUACCAUUUGGUACGACCAAAUCGGCUGUGGGAAUUCAUCUCGGAUAAUGGAAAAGGCUGAAGAUGAAAAGUUCUGGGGUUUAGACCUGUUCUGCGCCGAGCUCGAUAAUCUGGUCGACUCCUUGGGCUUGCGUGACGGGUUUUAUCUCCUUGGACACAGCUGGGGCGGAAUGCUUGCGAGUACAUACGCCGGGCGACAACCGCGCGGCCUCAAAAAGCUCGUGAUCGCUUGCUCAAUGGCCAAUUCAACCAUUGUGAACAAGGAGUUGGAACGGCUGUUCAGAGCACUCCCUGUAAGCGAUGAAGUGAUGCAGAUGGAUGCAGAUGAAGAUUACGACAAUCCAGUAUACCAAGAAGCACGCGACAGGUUCGUGAAGAAACACUUUUGCACGCUUGAUCCGUUACCUCCAGUCUUGACGUCGGCAAAAUGGGAAGACAGCACCAAAAUGUGGCCGUCGAAUGGGAGAAAAGGAUUCUCCAUGAUUCGAAAGCCGGGCUUUAUGGGAAGAUAUGAUGCCACUGAGACAGCGGGAAAUAUUAAUGUGCCUGUGCUGCUAUUGUCAGGUCGGCAUGAUACCAAUAACGACGUGAUAAUGAGACCGUGGUUCGAGUUAGUACCUAGAGUUAAGUGGGCGGUGCUGGAGAAGUCGGCGCACUUUCCUGCGCUGGAAGAGCCCGAGAGGUAUGCUGAGCUGCUCAAGAGUUUUCUGGCACAGGCCCCGUGAUGCUAGUUAAACAGAGAAGAAAUCUUAGCGUCUGAUAAGGAUGUAAAAGAAAAGUAGUUCUGGUGCUGUGUGAUCUUCUUACCUCUCUUCUGUAAUAAUAGGUAAUACUACGGCUAAAAUGAC
This is a messenger RNA of Exophiala oligosperma, 1072 nucleotides long. RefSeq lists its product as uncharacterized. Gene Ontology annotation, biological process: proteolysis. The transcript has a single exon. Lineage: Eukaryota; Fungi; Ascomycota; Eurotiomycetes; Chaetothyriales; Herpotrichiellaceae. The record is from RefSeq and is a predicted model, not a curated record. Bases 41 to 949 code for a protein of 302 amino acids. Gene Ontology annotation, molecular function: peptidase activity.